Oncorhynchus gorbuscha (pink salmon) is the source of this 2403-nucleotide messenger RNA. RefSeq names its product Cbp/p300-interacting transactivator, with Glu/Asp-rich carboxy-terminal domain, 2 (gene cited2). Gene Ontology annotation, cellular component: nucleus. Lineage: Eukaryota; Metazoa; Chordata; Actinopteri; Salmoniformes; Salmonidae. The transcript is spliced from 6 exons. The coding region runs from base 325 to 1275 and encodes 316 amino acids. The record is from RefSeq and is a predicted model, not a curated record. Gene Ontology annotation, biological process: regulation of DNA-templated transcription.
UGGGAAAAUGCAUUCUCUACAUUAUUUUCAGAGGAAAUAGGACCUGUAGCUUUGCCGAAGUUGUGGCUAGCCUUCAGAUUCUUCAAAGCAAGGAGCUGAAUAACCUGAGGCAACUCUGGGUCUGCAAUGAAAGGAACUAGAACACAGAGUGAAAUGGUGAAAAUUCCGAUGGAUUUGGCCCCUCAGACCUUCAAGCCACCAUUAAUUGACUCUCUGUUCCAAGCACAAAGGUGAUGACCACUCCACUCAACUAUCAUUGUCAACUCUCUCUUGGCAUGAACUGAAGCCAUGUCUCAUGUGCCCUCUCAUCUACUGGCACGUUGAAUGUUUCCUCUCCAAGCACUUCAAAUAUUUUCUUGCAAUGAAGUCAAGCCUCUGAACACCUCAACUCAUGCCUCAUACCCUCAUUCAAUCACUGCCGUGAUCCCUUUCCAACACUGUUGUCUGGAGCCAAAGUCUAACCCGGAGCCACUAAGGGGAGCGACCUGUGCUGAUCACCAUGAGACAGGCAGCAUUUACCAGUCCAAAGCUUGGGGAAUGGUAGACCGCAUGAUGGCAAUGAACCAUGGACGAUUCCCUGAAGCUAUUAAUGGUCUCCACCAUCACCACCCAGCACGCAGAAUGGGCAUGGGGCAGUUCUCGAACCCAUUACACCAUCAGCAACAACAACAGCAGCAGCAGCAGCAGCAACAGCAGCAUGGCUACACUACUGGUAUUAUGGGAGAUCAUUUGCACUACGGAGGGGGAAAUGUAACAUCUAACCACGGAAUUAGACAUUCUGUGGGUUCGGGGAAUGUAAAUGUAAACGCUGGACACCCAAACGGCAACAUGCCUCCCGGUGCGCGCUAUAGCUCUCAAUUUGUGGGACCCACCGCCGCCGUCCCCACUCAAGGACAGCUCGCGGCAAGUAUGCAGUUACAAAAGCUCAACACGCAGUACUACAGCCACCAUACACAUCCCUCUCAUCAUCAUUAUAUGCAUGAGUUGCAUCCUGCGAAUCAUCAACUUAACGGGACAGGACAACAGUUCAGAGAUGGCAACGCGAAACACAGCACGUCCAGUUUGGCUCCACAGGCGCACCAUUUGCCUGCUGCAAUACUGCCCCCCAACGUCAUUGACACGGACUUUAUUGAUGAGGAGGUCUUGAUGUCUCUGGUCAUUGAGAUGGGCCUGGACCGAAUAAAGGAGCUACCUGAGCUGUGGUUAGGACAGAACGAGUUUGAUUUCAUGACAGACUUCGUAUGUAAGCAACAGCCAAGCCGAGUGAGUUGUUAAAUCACAGCAAGUGGACUUAUACAGUCAUCUACUCAAACAGACUUUAAAGCAUUCCUGUUUGUCUCUUAAACUCAAGCAUUUGUGAGAGAUCUGCAAUAUACCAAUGGAGAACCAUUCAAACAUGUAGGCUAUACUAGAUACAUUCCUCUAUUUGGAAGGUAAUAGGCUUACACUGCAGACAUCAUGGAAAUGAGUUUGUUUGAGUAGGAAUGCACUACAAUCUCAAUCGAGUCUGUCAGAAGGAAAAUCUUCAAAUCCAUGAAAUGCAUCAUUACCUAAUUUAACAACUGAACAUGGGAAAUCAAGAAAACCUACCCGAGUAGAGCUGUCUGCUUAUUUGAAUAAUCCUCAAAGAAAAUAGAGAUGUACAAUGGUGUGCUUGGUAUAUUUAUUUUCCUGCCUCAUUCAAACAUUUUGGAUGACAGAAGAUGUUGAAUUAUUAUGAAUUGCAAAUGAACCAUAUUCUAAAUGAUCUAAGUGGUUAAGAAACAUGCUUCUAGACAAGUGCUGUGUCAUUGUUCCCUACAAUAAUAUACUGUAAAAUUUUGUUGCGAUAUACUUAUCAGAUAUCUGUAAUGUAAAAUGAUUUGUCUAUCAUGGAAGAGAACUGCAAUUUGUUUUUUUCUCUUCUCCCCUGCAAAUGUCUUUCUAACAUUGCUUGUAUCCCAGCCAGGAUGCGGUGUGAGUGAACUUGGCUGUCUUGGUUAUUGUAAAGGUUAAUUGUAGGAGAGAUGUGGAUCCUUCAAUAACAGAGGGAGUGAUGUGUUGAGGUGUGGGUAUUGUCCACAUGCUUAAAUGGGACCGGUCUGGUAGAAAGAGUGAGACAAAAUAUUGUCUUUGGAAAAAGGAUACUCCUUGCCUGAAUACCCGGCCCCCUCCCCCCUGCUCUUUCCUUUGUGGACAAUAAAUGGUGUGGAAUGUUAUCAAGGUAGAGAGUAUAAUUUCACAGGAUGUUUUCUUCCUCAUCAGUUCUGAGAAUUGACACCACUGUGCUUAUUUAGUGUAUGCGAUACAUGGCAAUACUACUGUGUUGAAGCUUUCCAGGAAAGUUGGACAGUAUUUUUGUAAUUUAUUCUAUUUUAAUUUGCAAACAUGAAUAAAGCAGCUGAAGUGCAUUACUGAAGUGAA